Messenger RNA from Linum tenue, 1833 nucleotides. The record is from the annotation of a GenBank genome assembly. Lineage: Eukaryota; Viridiplantae; Streptophyta; Magnoliopsida; Malpighiales; Linaceae.
AUGAAUAAGGACUCCGAACCCGACGCACCUCUUCCGGCCGGCGCUCCGGCGACGACAACGACCGGGGAAUCCACCACCACACAACAACACAAUUGGCUGAUCCAAAUCAAAGACCACAUCCCUCGAGACCUCGACCACAUCGUCCCAAUCUCAUCCUGCAUCUUCCCAGUACCCGACCCGUUUUCCUCUGCCUCCAAGCCCGAAUCAUUCGCCCCACAGCUCAUCGCAAUCGGACCCUUCCAUCACUUCCUCAACGCGCUCAUGCUGAUGGAGACUUUCAAGCUCGGCGCGGCGAAGCGGGCUCGAAUCAAGCUCCACCUCCCCGAGUUCGCAGCCAUAGUGGACGGACUUGAAGCUCUGGCGCCCGAAAUUCGAGCCUGUUACGCCAAGCACCUGGCCAUCGCCGACCACAUCCUCGCUUGGAUCAUGUGCAUCGACGGGCUCUUCUUGAUCGAACUCCUCACCAACGACGGGAACAUCUUAAAAUUCGGCAAUUCUUCCUCCACCGACCGCCACCGCCGCGUGCCGCUGGACUCGUCGGAGAUGGGCAAGAUCGAGCUCUCUGUUUUGGGUGAUGUGAUGAAGCUGGAGAAUCAGAUCCCCAUUUUCGUUCUGGAAGAGAUUUGGUGCUUGAACCAUCAGGUGCUGAUUUCGUUUGACGCCGUUAAAGCCGCGCCUGUGGUGAAUCGAAUCCCAAUUCAUGUUCUGCGAGAGAUCUGGAGCUUGGAAGAAACAGAGGAGGAGGAGGUUUCGUCAGAGGUCGCGGCCAUCUAUUCAAAAUUGAAACGGAGAGGGAACUUCGUUUCGUUCCCUUACCGCCAAUUGGUUCAAUUCUGCGUCAAGGUGUCGCCAUUUCAAGCUCGCGAUGCUUACCCUGAUCGGAGGAGUGAAGGAAUCGAGCCGCGCCACCUGUUGGAUCUGCUCUACCACCUAAUCCUGCUGCAGGGGAUCCCUAGGCCUGGUUCGAAGAAAGCCACACGCCCCAGCUACGAUGCUGCUGAAUCUCACUCCCCUGCCAUGUCGUCAGCGAUCUCUGGGCUGUGGGAAGUUGUGGGGAAGGGGAAUCAACAGCUCGUCAAAGUCGUAACCGCUCCAAUUGCCUUCGCCCUGCAACUGGUGGAGAUCUUCGGAAUCUCCGACCACUUGAAGAAGCUUCUGGAAGAGGAGAAAUCGCUCAUUCCUUCUGCGACAGAGUUGGAAAGCGCCGGAGUGCUGUUCAAGGCGGUGGCCACCGUCAGGCACGUCGGGUUCUUCCCGGAGGAGAAAACCCUGAACCUGACGGAGUUCAAUUGGAGAGAUGAUCGGAACACGGAGAUCGUUCUGAGGAAUUUGAUCGCCUACGAGUCCGUAGCCAGGUCGGAAUCUCCCAUCCUUGCCGGGUACUGUGAGCUGAUUCACUCGCUUGUACGGACGGAGGAGGACCUGGUGGUUCUGAUUGUCGCUGGGGUGAUUCAGGGGAUUGAGAAGAAGCAGACGGGGACGACCUUCAUGAAGGUGUUCGAGGAGCUUGGGAAAUCCGGGGAGGCGAAGGACAAGAGGGUGUCAGAGACCGUCGCCGGGGUUAACGCUUACUACAAUGGGGUUUUGAGGGUUAAGAUGAAGGCAACAGGGAAGAAAUGCUUGCAGUGCGGAUGGACGAUUGUAAUGGUUCUCGCCGUUGUUUUGUUGCUUGGUUUGUUCAGCGUUCAGACGUUCUGCCAGGUUGGUGACUGCCAGAAUCUUUUCAAGAUCGGUUCUUCCUCCGACCAACAGGCAGGCUCUUUAUUGUUGUCGUCGACUUCGUCUAUCGGCGUCGGCAGAGGUGAAAAUCUCCUCCUCUCUUACUCUAUCUGA